ACGUGCUCAGGCAAAGAACGGGCUUGAAUGGAAUCUUCACCCCCACAACACCUACUCCAGAGGCUGUACGCUGUAAAGGAUCACCUGCUCUUUGCAAAUACCUGGAUUGGAAAUUCAUUGAAAGCCACAAUGGAGACAACAAGUGACACCACAAAAAUCCUUGGGAAAGGUCCCGAAUACCUUCGAAAGCAAAUGGAGCUGGAGAGUGAGACAAAGGGACGUGUGAGUGCUGUGGAGAGGCUUGCUGCAAGCAAACUGAGAUACGUCAAAAGCCAGCUGGUGGUCAACUCAACUCAGGAGUCUGUGAUCAGUCUUGGAUCGGCUUCUGUGAGCAGCAUGGGGUCUUCAAGCCGGAGCUCGAACCGUGGUGGGAUCCUAGCCACGGGGAGUAACUCAACAGAGGCUGAAGGUGGUUCAAAGAACUGCUCACCGGGGCAGGUGCGUCGGUCCAGCUCCAAAAAGCGGCCAGACUCUCUUCUACUUUACAGACAGAAAUGUGAGUUACUGCGGGGUGCAGCAAAUGACCGGAAACACCAUGUAAAACGUAAAUUGCUGAUAAACACUGUGAACAAAAAUAUCCCGUUACUUAAGGAAUGUGAGUUUGAAAGGAACAAGGAAGCUAUCACCACACAUCAGGGACCAGCAAAGGAAUGUAGCCCGCACGGAGCUGCCUCCCGCUCAGAGAGGAGGAUUGAGCCUGGGACAAAGGUGACAGCCGCUCUCCUAACUGUCCCAGAGUUUGAAAGCAGGUCUGGCAAAGGUGUCAGUCGUUCUCACUCUGACAUCAGCUCCAGGUACUCCAAAAACUUUGCGGACUUCGACGCAUUCUUCAGGUACUGUGGGCUGGACGGUGAGGUCAUCAAGUCCUUGGGGAAGGAGAACUUCUCGGCGCGCUCGGAUGAGAUUGCGAUAAACAUCCGGAGUGCCAGCGUCUCCACUUCAGAUGGCGGCUUCUCCAGGAGCAGUGGGGGCAGCGAUGGAUUAUUGCAGGAAGAGUUGCGUGGGAAGAUAUGUCAGGGGACGUCAGUCAUUGAGCGCAAUGCACGGAUUAUCAAAUGGCUGUACAGCUGCAAAAAUUCCAUAGACUCUGGGAAGAAAUUACGAGACCUGGAUUAAGUUUUUCUUUUUUUUCUACAGAUACCCCUGCUUACCUUAGACUGAACAUAAAAUUAUGAAAAACAUUAUAAACAAAGCCAGGAACAAGACCAUACUUACCAUCUAUAUACUCUUGAGGACAUAUCUGAAAAGAUUUAAUGUUCAUUUAUUGUAUGUAUCUUUACAAUGACUCUCUCAAACAUGGCUGUGGUUGUCCAAAUGGAAGUAAUUAUGCCUUUACUUUCAUUGUAAUGUGUGUGUUUGUGUGUGUGUAUCUUGAUUAUGUUCGUUUACUUGUUGUUUGGUCUUUAAAACUAAAAUGUAUUCCUUGACUCAAAUUUCAAUUUGACCAGUAGGCCUAGUGACACUUAGCAAAAAUGUGCCACUUGCCAAAAAUACUAAAACAUUGAUAUUGGUUCACAACAGAAAAUGUAAUUCUAUUUCCAGUUCAAAAAUGUUUGAAUAUCAGUAUGUAAUACUUGAAUAUUUUGGUGCUACUCUCCAAUUAGAAACCUUUAAACAGGAGGGUUAUAAGUUGCAACCAGUGGCUUUAGUCGUAGUUGAUGAAUCCUUUACUCAUGAUUUACAGGUCUGUUAAAAGAUGCUUCUAAGGCCAAAUCUUGGGUUUCAAUUUUUUAAAUACAUCCAUCCUUCCUUUUGGUAAUAAUGCUGCUACAAAUAUUCUCAAUCAUUCACUUUUAUUAAUGCCUUAUACCUGAUCUACAAAAAAGAAUAUUACAUUCUUUAUUAUCAAUUAAAAAGACAUUAGUUGUCAAGGGUAAACCCUUUAUGAAGGGCGACUUAUCAGAAAGUAAUUCAAAAUAAAGAUGUAGAACUCAUGUUAUGGCAUUGAGAAAUCUUGCCAAAAACACUUACGGGUGACUAAUGAUGACUGAUGUGACUGUGCUUUUUACAUGUUAUUGUGGUCGAGUGUUUCUGGUAAAUCAUAAAAUUUGACGGCAGUCAGACCAAAAGUAUUGAAAGAUGUGAUUUUCCAGCCACAAUUUCAGUUGAUUCCCGAGUCCUGUGUGAGAGGAAUGUACUUUAUAAUCUUAUGCAUUCAUAGUGACCCGGUAUAACUCUAUCUCCACUUACACCCGAGCUCUGCCUGCUUUGUCUCUUCAACACCUUUUCUCGCUUUCUGUCUUUUUAGCCAAAUAUCUUUUGCUGAUCUAAGUUUCGGGAGUGUGCAAGGUAAAAAAAAAAGAGCAACGGUCAGCCUCUUGUUGAUUCCUUGAGCGAAAGGAAUUACUACACACAGUUUCUUUCUAGCAUAUGCAGAAAACCCACAGUAUGUGAGUAGAUACACAUUACUCAGCUGCGCCUGUGUUGUAGACACACCUUUCCCUGCUCCAUGAGCCUGACAGAGUGUUUUACAUAAAGGCAAGUCAUAUCCUGUCUACUCCGCUUGUUUUUUUCCAGAACUCAGAGUGACUUCUUAUUCAGUUGAUGAUUCUCUCACAAAAAUGGUACUUUAGACAUGUAUCUCAAAUGCAGAAUGCGCGAUUAGUGACUGAUAAUAUACACUGCUUGCACAGUUGUGGGCUUGUAUUAUCUUUUAUUAGGAUAUGUAUUUAUGUAAAAGUGUUACUAAGCUCUCAGACAACUUCACCACAGACUGAAAGAAAAAUAACAACUGAAAUGUCCAGGAUGGACAGGAUGUGUUGUCUCUGUAACUCUGUUUUUAACUGAAGUAUGUUAAAGUAUAUAAAGUUCCCACACAAAUAAAGCUAUCAAUAUUU
This is a messenger RNA of Scophthalmus maximus (turbot), 2837 nucleotides long. It is a transcript of the gene fam110c, whose product is annotated as family with sequence similarity 110 member C. Lineage: Eukaryota; Metazoa; Chordata; Actinopteri; Pleuronectiformes; Scophthalmidae. The coding region runs from base 28 to 1116 and encodes 362 amino acids. The record is from RefSeq and is a predicted model, not a curated record. The transcript has a single exon.